This is a messenger RNA of Rhododendron vialii, 1537 nucleotides long. RefSeq lists its product as uncharacterized. The transcript has 2 exons. Lineage: Eukaryota; Viridiplantae; Streptophyta; Magnoliopsida; Ericales; Ericaceae. The record is from RefSeq and is a predicted model, not a curated record. Bases 228 to 1436 code for a protein of 402 amino acids.
AUUAUUGAAGUUUUGUUGGGUUGUUGCCUUUAUUGAUUUCGUUGAACACUUGGAUUGGUAUAGUUUGUUGCUGUUACUGAUGUCGCAUGCUGUUGGGUUGGAUGAUUUGGGUUAUUAGUUGUUAGCUGUUGAUUAGUUGGCAUCCAAGGUUUGAUCGGUCGAUUGUUUAGUAGUUUGAAGGUGUGUGGUCAUUUAUUGUUUGGAUUGCCUCUAUUUUGUACGGUACAAUGUCUGCAGAGGAGACUAAGUCUGCUUCUUCUUCUUCCGCUGUUAUUGGUAGCUCAGCUCGUUCUUCUCGAUUUCGGGAGAGGCUGUCUAUUACCUCUACACUUUUGAAUGGCAAAAAUUAUGUUGUUUGGGCUAAAGCAGUUGAGGUAUAUUAUUUGGGUGAGACAUUGUAUCAUUUUUUGACAGAUGAACCCCCUGCAGCGACUGCUGCCACAUAUGGGGCAUGGGUGUCCGAGGAUGCUCGGAUUCGAUCUGAAUUAUGGAAUAGCAUGGAAGACCAUAUUUCUAGUACACUGGUCUUCUUACCUACAGCCAAACAAGUAUGGACACAGGCUCAAGAGAUGUAUUCUGGUGUUAACAAUCUCCGUCGCACAUAUGAUCUUCAUCGGUCCUUCUUUUCUAUCUCACAGGGUGAUUUAUCCUUGGAGUCUUAUUAUGCCAAGUUUCGUGGUAUCUGUGAGGAGCUCAAUAUCUGUGAGCCUAUUUCUACUGAUGUUCAGCUUAUGCGGCGCCAGCGCAAGCGUAUGCAGGUGACUCGAUUCAUAUCUGGUGUAUCAUCGACUACUUAUGGUCCCGUCAGUAAUCAGCUUUUGGGAUCUCAAGAUUUACCUUCUCUUAGCGAGGUUUUUAGUCGACUUCGUCAGUCUUCUGUAUCUGUGCCUGUGCCACCUCCUGAUCGUUCAGCAUUGGCUUCCGCUGUAUUUGGUGGUUCUGGCUCUUCCUUUAGUCGUGGCCGUGGUCGUGGGUUCAGUGGUCGUGGUCGUGAUUCUGGAGAUAGUGGUCGUGGUUUUGGUCGUGGUUUUGUUGGUCAUGACUCUAGUUUUGGUACUCGUGGGGGUCGCAUAUCAGGGGGAGGUGGUCGUGGUCGCGGCCGUGAUUCCAAGUUUUGUACUCAUUGUCGGGGAACCAAUCAUACGGUGGAGUUCUGUUAUGAUCUCCACGGUUUCCCUCAGGCUCAUCAGGUUGCUAUCUCUCAGGAUGCUUCUGCUGGCAAUGUGGUGACUAUCUCUGCAGAGGAGUACCAGCGCCUUAUGUCAUUUCAGUCUCCAACUGCAGGUUCUUCCUCCACUGCUACGCUUGCUCAGAAAGGUCCAUCCGUUGCUUGUGUUGCAUCUUCCUCCACUUCUACUCCUUGGGUUAUUGAUUCUGGUGCCUCUGAUCAUAUGACUGGAUCUGAAGACGGGGAGGAAGAUUGGUGGGGGUACUGAACGUGGCGGCCUAUAUUACUUUGCCGAUGACAUCUAUCCUGCGUCUGCUGCCCUUCGGUCAUCAGUAUCACCAUAUCAACAACAUUGUCGUCUGGGUCAUC